AUCUGCGUCGCGUAGGUACCUACUUGAUUAAUUUGUGUUGAAUUUUCUUAAAAUUCAAGCGAUUUUCUACGAAAAACUGAUAAACAGAAAGUUAUUAAAUAUAAGUCCGCCAUGACGUCAACUACACGUGUGGCAGUUUCGCAAAUUUUGCGUUCUAAAGAUGAAACUGGUGACGAGGAAGAUGAGCCUAAAAAGAAGUCCAGAGAGGAUUGGCGAAAGGCUAAAGAGUUGGAGGAGGCGCGUAAAGCUGGUACAGCACCCGCUGCUGUGGACGAAACAGGCAAGGACAUCAACCCCCACAUCCCGCAGUACAUAUCCUCCGCACCGUGGUACUAUGGCACUACAGGCCCGACCCUCAAACAUCAACGGCCACAGGAAGACACGGAAGGACAGUUCACCAGACUUGACACAUACUACCACAAAGGGGUUGAUGUGAACAAAGUAGCAACAAAGUACAGGAAAGGUGCUUGCGAAAACUGCGGAGCCAUGACACACAAGAAGAAGGAUUGUUUGGACAGACCAAGAAAAAUCGGGGCAAGGUACACCAACGCGGGCAUAGCGCCGGACGAGUUCUCCCAGCCGAAUUUGAACCUGAGCUACGACGGCAAGCGCGACCGCUGGAACGGCUACGACCCCGAGCAACACAAAGCCAUCAUCGAGGAGUACCAGAAGGUGGAGGACGCCAAGCGAGAACUCCGAGCCAAGAAACUUGAACAAGACCCAACAAGUGUUGAAGAAGACGAUAACGAUGGCGAAGACGAGGAUAAAUAUGUGGAUGAAGUGGACAUGCCGGGUACUAAGGUGGACUCGAAGCAACGUAUCACAGUGCGCAACCUGCGUAUCAGAGAGGACACGGCCAAGUACCUGCGCAAUUUGGACCCUAACUCCGCGUACUACGAUCCUAAGACGCGCUCUAUGAGGGACAACCCACAUCCUGAGGCUGCUGAGUCGGAGUACGCGGGCGAGAACUUCGUCCGCUUCACGGGCGACACGCGCGGCCACGCGGCGGCGGCCGUGUUCGCGUGGGAGGCGCACGCGCGCGGCCUCGACGUGCACCUGCUGGCCGAGCCCACCAAGCUGCAGCAGCUGCAGCGCCAGUACCAGGAGAAGAAGGACCAGUUUAAGACACAGGUGAAACAAUCAGUCUUAGAGAAGUACGGCGGGGAGGAGCACCUCAAGGCGCCUCCUAAAGAGUUGCUGCUGGCUCAGACGGAGGUGUUCACACGGUAUAACAGAGACGGCACGCUCGUCUCCGGACCUGAGAAGCAACUGGCUAAGAGUAAAUACGAAGAAGACGUGUUGAUAAACAACCACACGACGGUGUGGGGCUCGUUUUGGAAGGACGGACAGUGGGGAUUCAAGUGUUGCCACUCAUUUAUCAAGAUGUCGUACUGUGUCGGAGAGGCUGGCAAAUCAGUUGUACUGGACAUUCCUGAGGAGGCCGCGCCCUCUACCAGCGCCAAGAAGGAAGAUACGCCAGAGAAGAAGGAAAAGGAAAGAGAGAAAGAGAAAGAGAAAUCAGUAAAGUCAUCAUCAUCGUCGUCAUCAAGCUCGGACAGCAGCUCGGAGUCGGAAGUGGACACGCGCACCAAGACGGAGAAGACUAGCAAGAAGAAGAAAAACAAGAAGAAGAAGAAGAAACACCUCAAGAAAGAGAAACGGGAGAAGGACAAAUUGAAGAAGGCGUUGGAGAAAGAAACUCGUGAACAGAAACGCGCCGAUCACCUCCUAUCGCUAGACGAGAGAAAACGCCCAUACAACAGCAUGUACGAGGUCAAAGAACCCUCGGCAGAGGAAAUAGAGGCUUACCAGAUGAAGAGACUGCGCGAAGAAGAUCCUAUGAGCCAGUUUCUAUAACCUUAGAAUAAUUGUAAAGUAACUUAUGUUUAGGUUUAAAUGUAUGGCAAAAUAAAUUAUGUUACGCUA
This is a messenger RNA of Pectinophora gossypiella (pink bollworm), 1926 nucleotides long. It is a transcript of the gene Slu7, whose product is annotated as pre-mRNA-splicing factor Slu7. Gene Ontology annotation, biological process: mRNA splicing, via spliceosome. The coding region runs from base 112 to 1857 and encodes 581 amino acids. Lineage: Eukaryota; Metazoa; Arthropoda; Insecta; Lepidoptera; Gelechiidae. The record is from RefSeq and is a predicted model, not a curated record. The transcript has 12 exons. Gene Ontology annotation, molecular function: pre-mRNA 3'-splice site binding. Gene Ontology annotation, cellular component: spliceosomal complex.